This is a messenger RNA of Tachysurus fulvidraco (yellow catfish), 784 nucleotides long. RefSeq names its product histone H3. Gene Ontology annotation, molecular function: DNA binding; structural constituent of chromatin; protein heterodimerization activity. The record is from RefSeq and is a predicted model, not a curated record. NCBI's taxonomy places the organism in Eukaryota, Metazoa, Chordata, Actinopteri, Siluriformes, Bagridae. Gene Ontology annotation, cellular component: nucleosome. The transcript has a single exon. Bases 118 to 528 code for a protein of 136 amino acids.
AGACGUGUGCUUUCAAUCCGCCCAAUGAGAACAGGGCGGCGUUAGGCCUUAAAAAGACAGCAUUCGCCAGUGCCGUUUAUUGUACUUUCUCCUCCGUGAAGUUCACAGCUCGACGCUAUGGCAAGAACCAAGCAGACCGCCCGUAAGUCCACUGGUGGCAAAGCGCCCAGGAAGCAGCUUGCCACUAAGGCUGCACGCAAGAGCGCCCCGGCUACCGGCGGCGUGAAGAAGCCUCACCGUUACAGGCCCGGGACCGUGGCUCUGAGGGAGAUCCGCCGUUAUCAGAAGUCUACUGAGCUGCUUAUCCGCAAGCUGCCCUUCCAGCGCCUCGUCAGAGAAAUCGCUCAAGAUUUCAAGACCGACUUGCGUUUCCAGAGUUCGGCCGUCAUGGCCUUGCAGGAGGCUAGCGAGGCAUACCUGGUCGGUCUGUUCGAGGACACCAACCUGUGCGCCAUUCACGCCAAGAGAGUGACCAUCAUGCCUAAGGACAUUCAGCUGGCCCGCCGUAUUCGCGGAGAGCGCGCUUAAACCACAAUUCUGUCUAAUGUACACAAAGGCUCUUUUAAGAGCCACCACAUUCUCUCUGGUAAAUGAGCACUUCUUUUUGUUUGUGUGCUUAGUUUGUUGUGUAAACUUCACUUUGUGUGUGUAUAAAUUUUUUUUAUAAAUUUUUUUUUUUAUAUCACAUGUAUGUAAAUGUGAAUCUACUUUAGAGAAAUGAUGUACAGACUGUGUUAGGAAUAUUGUGUUCAGGGAUAAGAAGAGUAAUUGAAAAUAAAUAAAU